GAUUAGGUUUGAUAACUAAUUACUAUGAUUUCUUUUUUUGUGGGUGGUCGAUAAAGUUCGAAGAGGUUGGCAAAAGACCUCAAUAUACCCGAUACAAACCUAAUAACUAGUUCAGUGGCAAAUUGUCACCUGAAGAGCAAUAGUACCUAUUUGGCAAUAUGUGCUAAUAUGCAAGGAAGCAACACAAACAAAAGAAAUUCUAUUGAUCGGCAAACUUUGAACAACUCCGAGAGGGUUAUUUUUUUUCUGUUACUACCGGCAAUAUUUGGGUGCAAAUCUUGUGGGGGUGGCUACUAAUCAGACUUAACAACAAACGUAUAUUACAAGAACUGUCUUUACUUGUAAUAUUUCACUUCCUGAUCUGGGGAAUUCCAUAUAAAAACUUGGAAGUUACCUCUUCAAGAAACUGAAAGAAAUUUGUUCACUAUUAUUUCCUAAUGUCCAAAGAUCAAGAAGUCUACUCUAUUAGAGACUUGUCAUCUUCGUUUGAAGAAAGCUCUUCAUCAUCAAUAAGCAAAACAGUCACUAGAGUUGUAACCGAUAAUGAAUUCGUGAUUCUUGGUAACCAAAAAUUCUACACCCAUGAGUUAAUGUCUGUAUUUGGUCCAACAUUAAAUUUGGGUAUCACUCCCGUAUCUGCAAACAAAAUAGGUAAUCCUGCUCCAGUUGGUAUGUUAACAUUUGGAUUAACUUGUUUUAUCAUGAGUCUUUAUGGAGUCCAUGCUGGAGGGAUAACCAUAUCUAAUGCUAUUGUUGGUAUGGUUAUAUUUGUUGGGGGAACUGGGCAAGUUAUUUGUGGAAUUGGUGAAAUGAUUAUUGGAAAUACAUUUGGUGCUACAGCUAUGCUUUCAUUUGCAAUGUUCUGGUUCAGUUAUGCUGCUAUUCUUAUUCCAAGUUUUGGAAUUGAAGCUGCCUAUGCUGAACACAUGGAUCAAUUUGAAAACGCUAUAGGAUUUUUGCUAAUGGGGUAUGCAAUUUUGGCUAUCGGACUCACCACGUUAACUUUAAAGGCUGCUGUUUCGAUUGCAGUCUUAUUUGUUUGUAUUUCAAUGACAUUUUUAUUACAAUCUAUCGGAGCAAUGGUCGGGAAUGCCAAUGUUACUUAUGCAGGUCAAGUAUUUGGUAUUUUUACUGGGAUCGCAGGAAUGUAUAAUGGAUUAGCGGAAGUGUCCUUGAAGGAAAAUAGUUAUUUUUCCGUUCCUGUUGGUCCGUUAAGUUCACAGCACUAAUUAAUUACUAUACGAUUUAGUUGAUCUAAAUCUUAGUCAAGGGAAUGGGGCCGCCUUGUUAAUCUCUUUAAUUUUGAUUUUACUUGUUUUUCGUUACUACUAAAAUAUACAUGAUUACACGUAC
Messenger RNA from Spathaspora passalidarum NRRL Y-27907, 1353 nucleotides. RefSeq names its product acetate uptake transporter family protein. Gene Ontology annotation, molecular function: acetate transmembrane transporter activity. Lineage: Eukaryota; Fungi; Ascomycota; Pichiomycetes; Serinales; Debaryomycetaceae. The transcript has a single exon. The record is from RefSeq and is a predicted model, not a curated record. Bases 438 to 1229 code for a protein of 263 amino acids. Gene Ontology annotation, cellular component: plasma membrane.